GAUGACGUCAGCGUAUUCCGAGCAUGCCUACAAAGGUCGAAAAUAAACAAAGAGCCAGAAAAGAGCCUCGCGCUAUUUCAGUGUAAAUUGUUUUCGAGUGUGCGUUUAGCGUCCAGUCAGCCAUGGAAAACGUCUUUUCGUGUCGAGCAAGUGUUUAUUUAGAUCAAGGAGGCAGGAAAUACAUGGAGGAUUUUGUUCAGAUUAAACAGGAUGAUGAGCCGAGCGAGGACGAGCUGAACGCCGCUGCUGCGGAGCGUGGCGAGGCGGAAGUGGAGAAUGCCAGCGAUCAGCUUGAACAGACUCUUGCGGACCGAGCGCAAAGUCUUCCGACCGAGGGAUCGCGACUUUCUCCGCCGAGAUCCAGUGUCACAGCGGUAGAGGAUGAUGAAGCGGAUUGCGGUGUGGUGAGAAACAGUCGUCGUUCCCGGGCUGUGGCUUUUUACGCGGUGUUUGAUGGGCACGGCGGCCCCGACGCGGCGCGGUACGCCCAGACUCAUCUGUGGGAUCUGAUCAAAAAACAAAGAGGCUUCUGGUCGACCGACGACGAAGAGGUUUGCUCAGCUAUACGGAAAGGAUUCAUUGCCUGCCACCAUGCCAUGUGGAAGAAACUGCCGGAAUGGCCAAGGACAGCGACUGGCCUCCCCAGCACAUCUGGAACAACUGCAAGCGUCGUUGUAAUUCGCCGCGAUCGUGUGUAUGUGGCCCAUGUCGGAGACUCGGCUGUGGUUUUAGGGGUGCAGGACAGUCCCGCUGAUGAGGUGCUUCGUGCAGAAGAAAUCACACAGGAUCACAAACCUGAGCUACCCAAAGAGAGGAAAAGAAUCGAGGGACUGGGAGGGAGUGUGAUUAAAAAAUCUGGGGUGAAUCGAGUGGUGUGGAAGAGACCCAGGCUCACUCACAAUGGACCAGUCAGACGAAGCACGGUCAUUGAUCAGAUUCCUUUCCUCGCUGUAGCUCGAGCUUUAGGUGAUCUGUGGAGUUAUGACUUCUACAGUGGAGAGUUUGUAGUUUCACCUGAGCCUGACACCGCUGUUAUCAAGUUGGACCUAAAACGGCACCGCUACAUCAUCCUGGGCAGCGAUGGCCUUUGGAACAUGGUUUCACCACAAGAAGCAGUAUCCAUGUGUCAGGAGACUGAUAGGGCCAAGACUAAGUGCCAAAAGACAAGGGAAAAUGUUUGUAGUGCCCAGGAGCUGGUGAACCAGGCCCUUCAAAGAUGGAGUCAGCGCUUGCUUCGUGCCGACAACACCAGCGCUAUAGUCAUUUGCUUGGAGCCAGUAGGGACGUUUUCUGAACCUUUGCCCCCAUAUGAAGUUGUGUACAACCUGCACGGAGCAAAGCCAUGCUCUACUACAGAGUCUCCAUCCAGCACGCCACACAUCCAGGUGGGAGAUGUGCCUUCUCCUGGUUGUGAACUGGAUUCGUUGGGCGAACGGAAUGCUGACAGCGGGACGAGCGGUUCUGAAUUAUCAAAGUCUGACUUUCCUAGUAAAGGUCCUAGUGACAAGAACUUGAACAGUGGAAAGAAUAGUGACACAGUGCCCACUGGCAAACGGAUGCUGGAGGAUCUCUCCAUCCCUGCAGGAAAGAGGGCACGGCGUAGUCUUCCUCAAAGCCAUGCUUCCUCAUGCACUACACGUCGGAGGUACAGUGAGCGUCCUUCUCUAAGACGUGGGAACAAAAAUCAGAAGCAGUCCAACAAAGUACAAGGUCUAUUACAGGAGCACGGAAACGCUACUGUAUGCGUUUGCUAACGCUCGUCUUGUGUCUGGUUUUUUGAUGUACUCUCACGCUUGUGGUGGAUGGUCACAAACUCAGAUAAUCUCCUUAUAAGCUACUGAGGAACCAGGCUCUAGAGUUAGAAGGUAAAAAUGUAAGAAUGGGUUAAUUUUAAGAGUAAUGCAGGCAUGACAAUGCAAUAUAGUGUACUGCUUUUCAUCUGCCAUAUUGUGGCAAACCUGUUUUGUUCCAGUUUUUUCCGGAUCAUGUAAAAUAAUGGAAGGUCUGUUAAAUGCCCCAAAUUUCUGUGUCGCUUGUCACCUUCUCAACAGUGUUUGUUUAAUCUUGUAAUGCUGCAGUCCAGUCACCUACACAUUUUUGGCCUUGUACGUAUUUGGGGCUCAGACACUUUAUGUUGAAGAAUUCCUGCUGUCUUCCAUUCGCCGUAGUGGAACGAUCAUGUGAAAACUUCAACAGAAAAAUGCAUAUCUUCCGGGAAGAUAUUUCUCCUCGCAGAUGACCUGUACAUAUUCCAAAGAACAAUUUUAAAGAGUGACGUUUUACUUUGAGCAAUUCAAUAAUCUAUGUAUUUUUAUACACUUUGUUUUACAGAACAAAGAAGGCACAGUUUCUACUAGCAUGGAAUCUUAAUCUCUUGUCACUAUGUAUGAUCUUACCUCGUCCAACAAGCAAGAAAUAUAUACACGUCAAAGUGGAAGUUUUUAAAAUACAUAUUAGCAUUAUCCAGCAUCUCAUUUCCAGAUUAAUGUUUGUUACAUUGGGUUUAUUAUUUUUUUAAGUUGUUUUUGUUUUCUUAUCUGUGAGACUUUUCAUGUGCGACUUAAGGUGCUGCUAUGUUUAACCAGGUAAAUAAAAAAAAUCUUGAUAAACUAAAUUAAAAUGUGUUGACUUGCCACCCAAAGUCUUGUGGUAUUCAAGUAGAACAAGGUUUCCAAAGUGAACAGCUCUCAUCUUUAUACACAAAAUAAACUCCUUAGCAGAGUUGCUAGGUUCAGGAUCUAGUUAACUAGCUAACCUUAGUCUUAUUAGCUAGCUAUAACUAUCAUACAGGUGCAUAUCAAAAAAUUAGAAUAUAGUGGAAAAGUUAAUUUAUUUUCCCAUAAUUUGAUUUAAAACAUGAAAUUUUCAUAUAUUAUAGAUUUAUUACACAUAAAGUGAAAUCUUCCAAGCCUUUUUUUUCUGUUUUAAUCUUGAUUACGGCUUACAGCUCGUGGAAAAAAUCCAGCAUCUCAAAAUAUUAGAAUAAAGAAUUUAUAAUAGAGAACUUUUCCACGAUACUCUAAUUUUUUGUAUAUUUUUUGUGUAUUUCUAUGUAUAUUAACUAUCAUUACAUGCUAGCUAACAUUGCUAGAGAUUGCUACCUAAACACUAACUGCCAGCUAACAUGCAGUAGCUCUAUUAUUAGCUACCCAAGUUACUAUGGACACUAGCUAACAUAUUUGUCAUUAUCUACUUAAGUAUAGUCACGGUUCUUUCAAGUGAUGUAGUCUACAGAGGGAACUCGGAAGGGGAAACACCCAUGAAAGACAUUUGUGGUGUCAUUCCAACCUGAAGUACUGUUUUGAAUUAAACUGAUGGACAUAACGAUAUUUUAUCCGUGCUAUUAUAAAAAUAUCCAUAUAUAAAUAUAACUAUAAAUAUAGAUCAAGAAAAUAUACAUUAUAUACAGUAUGAAGGAAACUAGUAACAGCAUGCCGAUAGUUUAGCUCUUAGUCUGAACGCAAUGUGCACCACGACGUUCGUGUUUGCUUGUGGAUACUAUGAAUAUUAACAUUAAUUAAAGUUAAUACUCAUCAUAGAAAAUGCAUUAAACUUUUUUUCACAACAUGUGUUAUUGUAUUGAAUGCUCUAUGUUUGUUUAUAUCAGAGGUCGAGAAACUUUUCAGCUGGCAGAGCCGUAAAAGCCUCAAAGAAAAGUUAUGAUUUUUUUUCUUUAAAGACCCAGAGAAAAGUUAACAUAUUUUUUUGACGUUUUAUAUGUCUUAUUAUUAUUAUUAUUAGUUAUUAUCUUUAUUAAUUUUGCAUAAUUAUAAAAAGUGGUACUAUAAUAAAGGCCAUUUCACAUUU
This is a messenger RNA of Ictalurus punctatus (channel catfish), 3807 nucleotides long. It is a transcript of the gene ppm1da, whose product is annotated as protein phosphatase, Mg2+/Mn2+ dependent, 1Da. NCBI's taxonomy places the organism in Eukaryota, Metazoa, Chordata, Actinopteri, Siluriformes, Ictaluridae. Gene Ontology annotation, biological process: protein dephosphorylation. The transcript has 6 exons. Gene Ontology annotation, molecular function: cation binding; mitogen-activated protein kinase binding; protein serine/threonine phosphatase activity. The record is from RefSeq and is a predicted model, not a curated record. Gene Ontology annotation, cellular component: nucleus; cytosol. Bases 123 to 1754 code for a protein of 543 amino acids.